Molecule: messenger RNA, 594 nt
Organism: Prorocentrum cordatum
Lineage: Eukaryota; Dinophyceae; Prorocentrales; Prorocentraceae
Source: the annotation of a GenBank genome assembly
AUGCUCCAUGGGGACGCGGACGCAUUGGGCAGGGAGGACGCGGGGAUCAGCGGAGUCGCCGAGGCCGAGCGCAGCCAGCCAGCCGCCGCGCUCUACGAGAGCGGCGAGCUGCCCGAGGCCGCCACGCCGGCGGGCGACAACGCCGCCGACGCUGGCGAGACGCGGGGCCAAGAGCAGCCGGGCGCCGCCGCCGAGGCCGCUGACGCCAGCGCGGCGAGCCGCGACGAACUGGCUGACACUGCCGCGGCGGAGGCGGCCGGCGACGUAGACGUUGGCGCGAGCUGCAGCCACGAGCCGCCCGAUGAUCUUGCCGCGGCUGUUGCGGCCGGCGACGUAGACGCUGGCGCGACGUGCCGUGACGAGUUGGCUGAGGCCGCCGCGGCGGCGGCCGCCGCCGCGGCCGCCGUGGCAGCGCUGGCGGCCAGCAUCAAGGCCAGCGAUCUCCAGGGAAGCGCCGAGCUUGCCACUGAGAAUCCUGACGCGCAUGGGGCGCACGACGGCGCCGCCGAGCCGCCGCCGGUGGAGCGCACGGCUGCCGCGGCUGCCGCCGCGUUGUCGGCCGCGCCGCUGGCAACGACAGCCCCAGAGGCCUAG